AUGCUGCGACUGAGUCGCCCGCACAAGACGGCGCUGCCGAAGCUCAUCAAUGAGGUCCGUCGCACUCCUGCGUAUUUGCGACAUGCCCCACCGAGUUUAUACGUGACGUGUGACUUUGAGAAGGCUGCGAGACACACAACACUGCUUGUGGACGCUUCGGUCGAGGGUGAACCCCCUCUGACGAAUGGUGCCUACGUGCUUGCCUCUACAGAGGGCGAUGAUCUUGACUUUCGUAAGGCGCAGAGCGUCCUCGUUGGCCUCCCAUUCGCGCAAGACGCAUCGCAGGCCUCACGCUUCGUCGAUGCCGUGCUGCGUCCCGCUCUAACCCGCAGCGGCAUGGCAAUCCCGUUUGAUGGCAUCCAGACAAUAAUCCUACCUGAGCCGCAUCCUUUCGCCGCGCACACCGUCAAGGAGAUCCUUUCGCGCUUGCCGCAAGUGAGGUUUGCGUGUAGUUCGUUGAUGGCGGCGUUCCUUUCUGACACCGACUUCUUCUCGGGCGUGCGAAAGUCCUUGUGCGAGAACGACGCACAUCUCCCUGCAAAGCUGAUUACAUUUGCUGAUGUGCCACAGGCAAAUCUUCAGCCACUAGAGGACGGCGCGGUGGUUCCAGUCUCCGGAGAAUGUCGCAAGCUCCUCGUGGCGACGGGCGAUCUCUCACGCGCACGUGAGAGGUGGCGGCGGGAGCGGCGCAACAAGCUAAAGCAUUUUGAGUCCUACACGCUUUUUCUGUAUGACCCGGCCUUUUGCGCGAUGCUUGCGCCUCCCUCUGCCGGUGUGCACUUUGAUUGGAUGCCGUUUGUCGUCCAUGAGGCAGACGCUAAUGCACUCCUGCCGUUACCGGAUUUUUUUUCUAUCCAGAAGUCGGGCGGAUCCUCCCUGAUGGAGGUAUGGAGGCUCCGUGAGCAGGUGCACCGAGUGACAACCGCGCUGGAGAAGUUUCCGGAGACACAGCGUGUGCUGACUGCGUGCUACGGUGAAGUUUCUGGUGGCGCCGAUGGCUACCUGGAGCGACUGCAGCUGACAGUGAAGAAGUUGGAGGAGCUACGAAGUCGUCUUGGCCACCGGCUGGUCACUGACACCGUGCGGGACAUGGAGAGGUGGAGCACCGUCAUGGAGGAAAAGGUAUUGAAGGAAGUUGUUUUCACAAACACGGCGGAUAAGACGACAUCGGAUGUGGUGCUGGCGGAGUACAGGCGGUGGGCAAGUACCGCGUACUUGGGAAGACUCUCACGCGCACUCGUGCAUGCGGCUGCCACACUUCCGCCUGAUGCCCUGCCGGAACCGGCUAAAAAAGCAUCAUCGUCGUUAGCAGCGAAAAAAGACGUUGAGGGGGCGGCCGGGGUGCAGCUGCUGAAGCGUCACUUUGAGGGGCGAGGGAUGGCCUCACUCGCGCCGGUGCUAGAGCGGGAGGAGAUCGACGUCGCCGUGUUCCUGGCAAUGAGCCCAGAGGACUGCAAGAAGGUGUUUAGGGCUACUUUUGGUGUGGUCAAAAAGAUGGAACUGCUGCAGCAGGAACUUCGUGCGUCACAUUAG
Molecule: messenger RNA, 1533 nt
Organism: Trypanosoma rangeli
Lineage: Eukaryota; Euglenozoa; Kinetoplastea; Trypanosomatida; Trypanosomatidae
Product: putative serine peptidase
Exons: 1
Coding region: 1-1533 (510 amino acids)
Source: RefSeq, a predicted model, not a curated record